Messenger RNA from Bradysia coprophila, 1946 nucleotides. RefSeq lists its product as uncharacterized. NCBI's taxonomy places the organism in Eukaryota, Metazoa, Arthropoda, Insecta, Diptera, Sciaridae. The record is from RefSeq and is a predicted model, not a curated record.
UGCUGACAGCGUCAAUCUUGUGAAGUAGAGCUUAAAUCUAUACAAACUGUUUGAGGCCUCUCUUUUUUUAAAUUUUGCAUACAAAAAGGAUCUCUAUUUGAAAUAAUUCUAGCCUUGUGUUGAUGCCAGUGAACUGGUACCAAGGUUCUGAACCUUGGCUGCUACGGCUUAUAUCAUUUUUAAACCAUUUUUGUGGGGUGUGUCUUUUAGCAUAGUCGGCCGCCAUAAUCGUAAAUGACACAAUCAUUUGUCUACGAAAAUAUUUAACGAAGUGAAGAUAAGAUGCAACACAACCAAGAGCGUCGUAUUUUAAAGUACUACUUGGAUAACCUUUGGAGAGAUAAAACGUUCAGACUUCUGAAGAAUAUUGGCUUUGUCGAUAUUUUAGCAGACCGUGCUUUGGGUGCCAAUGCCAAUUUCGACACAUUUUUGGCCGAAAUCGAUAGGGCGGCGAAGGAUCAAAAAUAUCGACGCAAUUCGAUUGAAUACGAAACCGUUUUGGAGUUGAAGGACGAUUGGGCUAGAGAAAUUGUGACUAUCCGGCCGUGUAUCGAUUGUUACGAACUGUGGACGACGCAUGAAACUAACAAGGACUACUUCACUUCAGCAUGCGCCACCCCACAUCUGCUGGUCCACACCAGAGACCGUUGGUCUACGAAUAGCGACGAUCCACGAAUGUGGCCAGCCAAAGUUAUUUCAGUUUACAAUUGCGCCAACAACAUGGUGAUCAUUGACUUCUUUGGCGAUCAUUUGAGAGCGGAAUAUCCAUUUGAGGAGUGCUUCCUGUAUUCGAGCGCAGAGGAAUGCGCUCAGAAAGAGGCGAAUGCCCAGCAUGCAUUUGAUCCAACGAUUAAAAAGCAAAACGAAUAUACGCGUAGCUUUGAGGAAGUUGAGAAAUAUAUCCGAAACAUGAAGCAAAAGUUCGGGUUCGUUCCAGCUGCCACGAAAGUAGCGAUAACCGAUAUCCGCCAACAUCUGAUCGAUAUGUUUCCGAGUGCUUUCAAACAAAGCCCAGCAGACAUCUUCGAGCGACAAACAAAAACAACUACUGCAGAAGCCAACAAUACUGUGGAAGAAUUGCAUGCUGGACAAGCAACAAUCCAUUGUGACAAUAGAUUUGUGCAUCGUAUGGUCUCACCACCAUUAGCGCAAUGUUACGUUUCUCGUGCUUCAUUAGCCUGCGAGUCGGAUGAAACAAGCACGAACUUGGACGAAAAUUUUGUUGAUCAAAAUCGGAUAGAACGGACUCCAAUCGAUAUCAAAACUGAAAUCGCCGAAAAUGUUCCCCAAUGCAGUGUCGACGCGAACAACGUAUCUCCGUCGGGUACAACUGAUGGAGGUGAUUUAAUCAAAGAUGAAAUACUCAAUAGACCCGUGAUCGACAUUGCGGCAGGAUAUAAUGAAAAUGGAAAACGAACUGCCGAUACAAUGAUAGAUCUUGUAGUCAACACCGCAGGUGAUGAUGACAAUGGGAGUGGAGCAAUUCCAACAUCACAAGAAAAUGUGAAUGAAUGGGUCACUAUGAACAGAGGAAAUUUCGAUGCGUUGCUUGACGAAUUCGCCGAAGUUAAGGCUAAGAUUUGGAAGAACGAAGAACAUCAGAAAAAGCUGGAGACUGAACUGAUAAGACUGAAGCAAGAGGAGGAAAACGUCAAAGCAAUGAUUUGCAAUUUGACGAAAUGAAAAGUUCCUACACCAUUUUGGCCCGAUCUGAUGUACUGAAUUAAGAUUUUUUUAAAACUUUUUUUUGUCUAUCCACCUGAGUGGAAACGACUUUUAUUUGUGAGGAAAGGGAUUGAAAUGUUAAAUUUAGAAAUAUAUGAACUCACCGACAUUGAUCUACAAAACAGAUGUAUCUCGAAGCUUAAUUUGUUAUCGCAACAAGUACUUACUUAAGGAAAUAAAUAUUUUGCUGUUGAAAUAUUUCGUGGCUCUUGAUUAAAUGA